UGAAACGGAUACCCUACAAGAAACUAACAUGCAAUAUGCUUUAGCCUUUGUAUUUUUGAAAACAUUCACAAUGCAGUUUAGAAUGACAUGUUGACGUCACCUGGUAUUACAGCAACUGAGGUGGAAGGACAUAAAGAAGGAUGGGUUUUGAGCCUUUCAUCUGUCGACGAGUUUGUUGUAAAGAUAUUUUCCAGCGUGAACACAAUAAUGCAGCCACCACACGCAUCUUGAAUAAUUGAUGGGCUGGCCUAGAUGAAACGUCACACUACAAUAAUCACGGAGUGGAGACCCCCAACCCACGGCGUGUUGUCCCCCGAUACACGACAGUGUUGACAGUAUGCCGGAGCGGACGUCUACUCUCCCCCUCCGCGACAGCGCCGACCCUGAGGACAUGGACAGUCCGGGGGUGAGGCGAGCUUUGUGGCCACAGGAUUCAGGGUGGAGGAAAGCAAUGUGGACAAGCAGGCUGGACUAUAUUUUGACCCUCGUGGGGUACACGGUUGGGUUAGGGAAUUUGUGGAGGUUCCCGUUUGUGUGUCAAAGAAAUGGAGGAGCUGCCUUCCUCAUCCCCUACCUACUGUUCAUGAUGACAGUGGCCAUGCCUCUAUUCUUCCUCGAAGUAAUCAUAGCUCAGUUGUCUCGUCGCGGGCCCAUAGGAGCAUGGGGGCUGUGUCCCCUUAUGAAAGGAAUAGGGAUAUCCCAGGUCAUUGUUUGUGGCAUGAUCGUCCCGUACUACAGCAUGGUGUUUGCCUGGGUCCUCUACUACCUGUACAGCUCCUUCUCAACCGUCCUGCCCUGGACCACGUGUGACAACUCAUGGAACACGCUGCAGUGUGUCGUUCACAAAGACGCUGGGACCAAUGUCACCGCCCUGUUGGACACCAAUCUCACCUAUACUGAGACGGUCAAUGACACAUUCCGGUCCUCAGCUGAAGAAUUCUGGAAACGGGACGUGCUUCGUCUAUCAUCCGGGCUAGAUCAUAUAGGACCUCUGCAGCCCCACCUAGGAGGCGCCUGGUUGGCCUCGUGUCUGAUAAUGUUCUUGUGUGUCAUAAAAGGAAUACGAUCUGUUGGAAAGGUGGUGUAUUUAACAGCGCUGUUGCCGUAUUUCCUGUUGCCGGUAUUGCUGGUGAGGUCAUGCAUGAUGCCAGGUGCUCUAGAUGGGAUUUUAUACUUCAUCAGUCCGGACUUUUCUCAGUUAGCGAAUUCACAGGUUUGGCUCGAGGCUCUGGUCCAAGUCUUCUUCUCGGUGGGUCCUGCAUGGGGCGCCAUCAUCACUAUGGCCAGCCAUAACCCGCCUCAUAACAACGCAGCAUGGGAUGCAUUCAUAGUAACCCUGGUGGGGGUGGUGACCAGCCUGCUUGCAGGAGUUGUGAUGUUUGCUGCUCUCGGCUUCCUGGCAGCUGAAGUUGAAACACCCAUAUCGCAAGUGAUUUCCUCAGGUCCAGGGAUAGGAUUCGUCGUGUACCCAGAAGCCCUGUCCUUACUUCCGGUUCCACAGUUAUGGUCGGUCCUGUUCUUCCUUAUGCUCCUCGUGCUGGGAAUCGAUUCCAUGUUUGUUACUAUGGAGACAGUUGUUGUGACACUGGAGGAACUGUUUUCCCGAUUUCUACCCGACACCAAGUGUCUCCAUGGUCUCCUGGCGGGGGUGUAUGUCAUCCUUGUCUUCGCUCUGGGUCUACCACUCACCACCAGCGGAGGGAUGUACAUAUACCAGCUGCUGGACUCACACGUGGCCGCGGUGUCCCUUCUCCUUAUCGCCUUCCUCGAGUGUGUCGUCAUCGCCUGGUUCUAUGGAAUCCGUCGGUUUUCGGUCGAUGUGGAGUAUAUGCUUGGCAGACAACCACCCGUCAUAUACAAGAUACUGUGCUGUUUUGUCACACCCACGCUCCUACUGAUUGCCCUUGUUGUAACGCUGAUCACCUUUAAAUCACCAUCAUACGGGCACUAUAUAUAUCCUCCAUUCUCUGUCAUGAUUGGCUGGUUCAUCGCUGUUGUUUCAAUAGUGCCCAUCCCUGUUACUAUGGUAAUACAAGUUGCAAAACGAAAAGGCUCGUUGCGUCAGAGAAUGAAACUGUCAUUGGCUCCUGAUUCGGGAUGGGAAAUGUCCACACGGCGUAUAAGAGCUGAAGAGUAUGACCUUUGGCUCGGAGAAAAAAUAUCUGUUCUGGAAAAUGCACGUUUUAUAUUCAUAAGGGAGAAACCGGUGUGAUGAUGUUUUUUUUAAUAAUGUACAUAACCUUCUUAAGCAAUGCUAUCAAGUCGAAACAAUGCGACCAUUAGGUACCUAAGAAAACAUACAAAUUUAUGGAUAACAAUUUCUGCCUCAUAACAUUUAGCAACGUUUUGAUGUACAGUCUUACGGCCCAGUCGGUUGUGACCUUCAUCUCACUUUUAGAUACGGAAACACAAGCCUAAAAAACGUAGAGUGUUGAGAAAGAUUUCAACCUUCAGCUACCUGUCCUGAUGUUCUACCUACAAAUAUAUACAGUGAUGUCGACGUUAGAAGGAUACAAAACCAUGGUGCCCAGGGAGUUUGCUUCUUUGGCGAGAUUUCUUGCUACUAUUCAGUUUGAUCAUUCUGGGUCAGUGAAUAUUGUUGAAGAACAGCAACCCCUACCAAGUUGCCCGACUCCCCAUUGAUCUCGGUGUCUUAGGUUUUGUACCUCCCAAUCUGUUGACUGACAUUGGGAGAGUAACCGGGUUUGCUGCCAGGGAUACAGCCCUUCUGGCAAUCUGGGUAAUGCAUAUAUAUAAGGUUUCUGGGUGUGUGCCCCUUUUUCCCUUGUAUGUAUAUAUAUUUUUUAAAUCGACUUUUGAACGCGAUGCGUUCCGAUUUGUUCCAAAUUGGCGAUGCAUCUAUUUUCAAAGUAGUAUGUAUGUAACCCGAUGAGGAAUUCCAUUUUUGAUGUCAUGGUUUGCAUGGAAGGUGAGGAAUCCCCCAUUCCCUUGUAUGUAUAUAAGGUUUCUCUCUGUGUGUGUGUGUGUGUGUGUGUGUGUGUGUGUGUGUGUGUGUGUGUGUGUGUGUGUCCUAUUCCGUUGUAUGUGUAUAAGGUUUCUGUGUGUGUGUCCCCUUUUCCCUUGUAUGUGUGCUAGGUUUCUGUGUGUGUGUGUGUCCCCUUUUCCCUUGUAUGUAUAUAAGGUUCAUGUGUGCGUGUUUAUGUGAGUGUGUUUGUGUGUGCGUGUUUGUUUGAGUGUGUGCGUGCGUGCGUGCGUGCGUGUGUUUGUGUGUGUGUGUGUGUUGUUUGCCUUUCUUCAUGAUAUCGAUGGCUAAUAAUUGUCAAUGAUCCCAGAAAAAGGAUGUCUGUGCAUAUUCUCUAACUGUUACGUAAUUAUUUCUGUUAUUUUACAUUGUAAGUAUUUGAUGUUUUAAGUAAUAAAUAGUGCAUUUAG
Haliotis rufescens (red abalone) is the source of this 3393-nucleotide messenger RNA. Its product is annotated as sodium- and chloride-dependent glycine transporter 2-like. The record is from RefSeq and is a predicted model, not a curated record. Lineage: Eukaryota; Metazoa; Mollusca; Gastropoda; Lepetellida; Haliotidae. Gene Ontology annotation, biological process: sodium ion transmembrane transport. Bases 338 to 2212 code for a protein of 624 amino acids. The transcript has 13 exons. Gene Ontology annotation, cellular component: membrane.